Ceratina calcarata is the source of this 1336-nucleotide messenger RNA. It is a transcript of the gene Fadd, whose product is annotated as fas-associated death domain protein. Gene Ontology annotation, biological process: signal transduction. Gene Ontology annotation, molecular function: protein binding. NCBI's taxonomy places the organism in Eukaryota, Metazoa, Arthropoda, Insecta, Hymenoptera, Apidae. The record is from RefSeq and is a predicted model, not a curated record. The transcript is spliced from 6 exons. The coding region runs from base 609 to 1292 and encodes 227 amino acids.
AUUUUUGAUACGCGCUAGUCUUGAUUGCCUUUGAUCAGGUGUAGGUUGAUCUUCGCAAAGGAUCGGAUUAUUUGCGUGUUUUCCACCCUUUGGCAUCGGUAAAGAGAACUAAAAAUGUACGAAAUAUCUAUACAGAAUAGCUGCACGAAGGAUCUGCAUUCUGUAUUGUCAAAUCAUACGGUUCACAUGAAAAUUAUUCAUAAAGAAGGAUAUGGUUCUCGUGUUAUAUGAUUGUGGUGCACCUGACCCUCGUGACUGUUUUUUAAUAAACAAUCUAUAAGUGAUAAGUAUAAGUUUGUUUUAUACAUUAUUAAAUUUCUUUAUGAAGAAAUUUAAGAUACUAAUUAUAGGGCUUGUUAAGAUUACAGGAAGUUAUACGUAUAUAUAUAUAGUUACAUUUAUUAAUUGUAAUUUGUAAUUUAAUUAAACGUUAAUUGACAAGACUAUUAAAGCAAUAGUUAGUCAUUAAUAAUGGUUCUCAACAAACUAAGAAUAGAGUAACUAAACUGUAUAAAUACAUUACUUGGUGUCUGUGAAUCGUAAUACCACAGCCUUCUUUAAGACUGCAAUUUUGAAAGGGGGAAUCACCCUGCAUCAUCAUUGUUAUAAUGGAGUCAAGAUAUAAGUGUUUACUCGAGGAUUUUUUAUCUGUUGGCCAAUUGUACAUUAACCAGAACAUGUUAUAUACUCUUAAAGAACGUUAUAGACAGUGUAUAGAUUCAGAUCGUAAAUUCAGUCAAAUUAAAGAUCUGAGAACAUUAUUGAAAAUAUUGGAGAAACGUGACACUCUCAGUUGUGAUAAUAUAGAGCCACUUUUUUACAUUUCAAAUCAUUUUGUAAAUGACCUUCAGAUGAUAAUCAAAAUAAGACAAUAUAAGGAUAAUUUUGAGAAGACAGAAUACUUUCCAUCUUAUAAUAUGAAUCAGAACUUAAAUGAAAACAAAAAUUAUGAAUCGCAAUUGCCAGUAAAAAAGAGUAAUCCAUCAGAAGGAAAAUAUUGUGAGAAAGACGUUGCAUUGCAGGACAUAUUAUUAUCACGCGUCAGUGAAAGAAUUGGUCGUUCUUGGAGAGACACCGUCAGAUAUUUGGGAGUGCCAGAAUAUCAGAUUGAUGCUAUUCAUAGUAAAUAUGCUUUUGACUUGAGAGAACAAAGUUACCAAGCUUUAAAGUUGUACAUGGCCCAAUAUAGUGAUAAUAAUUGGAAACUAGAUUUAAUAAAAGCUUUAGAUAAAGCAAGACGUAGGGAUCUAAAGGAGCUUGUUGAAAGAUUAAUAAUAGAAUUGGAUAAAUGAACAAUAACAGUUUCAAGGAUAACUGUAAAUAAAAAAAAGUACUA